This is a messenger RNA of Penicillium pulvis, 1329 nucleotides long. Its product is annotated as Salicylate hydroxylase. The record is from RefSeq and is a predicted model, not a curated record. The transcript is spliced from 5 exons. Gene Ontology annotation, biological process: secondary metabolite biosynthetic process. Lineage: Eukaryota; Fungi; Ascomycota; Eurotiomycetes; Eurotiales; Aspergillaceae. Gene Ontology annotation, molecular function: monooxygenase activity; FAD binding. The annotation marks the transcript as partial.
GGUCUUACCUGCGCGAUCGCCUGCCUCAGAGAAGGCCUACAGGUAACGAUGGUGGAGCAAGCGAGUGAAUUAGGAGAGGUAAGACGACAGAAUAAAAAGAAGAGAAUUCAAAUGCCGCCUAACGCGGUGCGAGUGAUGGAUGAUUUCGGUUUGGUCGAAGAACUUGAAAAAGCCGGCGCAGUCAACAUCUCCGGUCACUGCCUCCUCAAGUACAGCAAUGGAAAUUCUAUUGCCAAGCGUCCUGGCCAUGUGUGGCAACGGAAGCACUUUGGCCAAGCGUGGUAUGUGAUUCACCGCGCGGACUACCAUCGUGUCUUGCGUGAGGAAGCCACUAGACUGGGUGCGACGAUACGCCUCGCGUCGGAAGUUAUUUCAGCCGAUUCGAAGACCACUUCGGUACUACUCGCUUCUCAGGAGAGGUUGUAUGCGGACAUCAUUAUUGGUGCGGAUGGGCUGCGGUCGGUGGUCCGUGAUGAGGUUCUUGGCUACCAUGUUGGUCCCAGUGAUACGGGGGAUUUAGCUUAUCGAGCAACAUUUCCCAAAGAGCGGGUAGAGGCGUUGGAUGAGUCCUUGAUUGAGCCUUCGCUCCGAUGCUGGUUGGGACCUUAUCAGCAUGCGGUCUUGUAUCCGGUGCGCGGCGGUGCUACGUACAACCUUGUCCUAGUGUGUCCUGAUGACCUACCACCGGGCGUGGCUACAGAGGAGGGAAAUACUCAAGAAAUGCGGAAUCUAUUCAAAGGAUGGGAUCCAAGGCAAGAAUACUACGAGCAUGACUUCAAUACUACAAUUGAGCUAACGAUACUUGAUAGACUAACAAAGAUGAUCGCACAAGUCGACAAUGCGCUCAAAUGGAAGAUUUGCCACAUGAAAGAGUUAGAUACCUGGUGCAGGUACCUAAUGCAAAUACAGGGAUCGAUUGCUCUUCUAGGAGAUGCAUGCCACCCUACCCUACCAUACCAAGCCCAAGGUGCCGCAAUGGCUGUCGAAGAUGGAGCUGCUCUAGGCGUCCUUUUGGGGAAACUCUCACGAAGCGACCUACCUGCUUCUAAGAUUCCUGACGUCCUGCAACUAUACGAGCUCAUUCGCAAACAGAGAACGACAAUCAAUGUUCAGGGUGCCGUCGCAAACCAGAAGUUGUACCAUAUGGUUGACGGACCUGAGGCGGACGCCCGGGAUGAAGCAUUCCUUCACGUGGAUUGGGAGAAUCCCGAUCAUGAUUUCCCAUUUGGAUGGGGUAAUGUGGGAUAUCUCAAGCGUUUGAUGGCUUUCAAUGCGACUGUCGAUGCAGGUCAGCAGUUUGAUGAGUGGGUAGCGAAAAUAGGAAAGUAA